CAGCUCGGCUAUAAAUAUGCCGGUCUCUAGCUGAAAAAUCUUCAUACGGGGCCCGGUUGGUUUCGUGCUCUCUCGUGGAUAUUUUGCUCUACUCGGAAGGUUCUUCUAUAAGGAAAUCAAGAAAGAUAAUUGCAGAUUGAAAGUGGAAAAAAUGGCAUUAGUGUCCGGAGGAAGGUCAACUCUAAACCCAAAUGCGCCUUUGUACAUCCCUGCUUGCAUGCGCCAAGUGGAGGACUUCUCCCAAGAGUGGUGGAACUUGGUGACUACCUCCACUUGGUUCCGUGACUAUUGGCUCAGUCAGAACCAUGUUGAGGAUUUCUUUGGCAGUGAAGAUGAUGGGUAUGAUUAUGAAGAUACUGAUGUUGUUGAUCUGCUGCCGGAUAAUAUUGAUCUUGGCAUGGAUGAGGACGACUUGACCAUGGAAGCUCAGUUUGAGGAGUUCCUCCGCUCAUCUGAAACUGGACAGGGUUACAUGUCAGUGUUCUCUGCUGAUAAAGGAAUGCCUGCAAAUGGUUUUUCAAGUGACUCUGGGGCACUGAUAAAGAAUUUCAAGUUGUCAAUGGAGAAAGGGAGCAGGUCUCCUGCAGAACAAGCUAAGUUCCUGGAGAAGCCUGCAAAGUUCAUUAGCCCAAAAUGCAGCCCUCGCCGGAUCCAGCAGCCCCGCUGAAAUGCUAGAUUUGUUAGAUGCUAGUUGGCCGUUAGUCGGCCAAGAGCCCUUCUGCUUUAUGUAACUUUCUGUAUAGAGCAAGGUUGCAUUUCCUGUAUCUUUGCCUUGUUCAUAUUCUGACAUCAUUUCCUUAGUGUAACCAUAAACAAGCUUCCAGAAAAUGUAAAAAAGAGGUUUCCAUCUUCAAACAGGAAAAGUAAAAAAAAAAAGAAGAGUUAUUUUAGUUGAA
This is a messenger RNA of Coffea eugenioides, 896 nucleotides long. Its product is annotated as protein EARLY RESPONSIVE TO DEHYDRATION 15. The record is from RefSeq and is a predicted model, not a curated record. Lineage: Eukaryota; Viridiplantae; Streptophyta; Magnoliopsida; Gentianales; Rubiaceae. The coding region runs from base 152 to 667 and encodes 171 amino acids. The transcript has 3 exons.